AUGGAGCGCUCGCAGAGCCGCCUCAGCCUGUCAGCCUCCUUCGAGGCGCUCGCCAUCUACUUCCCGUGCAUGAACUCCUUCGACGACGAGGACGCGGGGGACAGCCGGAGGCUGAAGGGGGCCAUCCAGAGGAGCACGGAGACGGGCCUGGCGGUGGAGAUGCCCAGCCGGACGCUGCGCCAGGCCAGCCACGAGUCCAUCGAGGACAGCAUGAACAGCUACGGCUCGGAGGGCAACCUUAACUAUGGAGGAGUCUGCCUGGCAUCGGACGCUCAGUUCAGUGACUUCCUGGGCAGCAUGGGGCCAGCGCAGUUUGUGGGCCGCCAGACCCUGGCCACCACGCCGAUGGGGGACGUCGAGAUCGGCUUACAGGAGCGGAAUGGUCAGCUCGAAGUGGACAUUAUCCAGGCUCGGGGACUGACGGCCAAGCCAGGCUCCAAGACACUGCCAGCGGCCUACAUCAAGGCCUACUUGCUGGAGAAUGGCAUCUGCAUUGCCAAGAAGAAGACCAAAGUCGCUCGCAAGUCGCUGGACCCACUGUAUAACCAGGUGCUGCUGUUUCCUGAGAGUCCCCAGGGCAAAGUCCUGCAGGUGAUCGUGUGGGGGAACUAUGGGCGGAUGGAGCGGAAGCAGUUCAUGGGUGUGGCCCGCGUGUUGCUGGAGGAGCUGGACUUGACCACCCUGGCCGUGGGCUGGUACAAGCUCUUCCCCACCUCCUCCAUGGUGGACCCAUCCACAGGCCCCCUGCUCCGGCAGGCAUCCCAGUUGUCCCUCGAGAGCACCGUGGGGCCCUGCGGUGAGCGAUCUUAGUGCCAGGGAUGGGGAGGGGCUCCCCGAGAUGGCCUGGUGACUGCCCAGCCCCAACCUGGGACCCCAGGCCUAGGAGCACCUUCAACAGAGGAGGAUGGGGUUCUCCCCUACAGCGGGGAAGCAGAAUGGGGAGACCUGCCCCCCUUGGGACCCUCCUCACCCCUUCUUUGCCUCCUGUCCCCUGAGACCUUUCCUCUCCCAACGGGAUUGGCUGCACUUUUGACUU
This is a messenger RNA of Pteropus alecto (black flying fox), 1036 nucleotides long. It is a transcript of the gene RIMS4, whose product is annotated as regulating synaptic membrane exocytosis 4. The coding region runs from base 1 to 810 and encodes 269 amino acids. Gene Ontology annotation, cellular component: cytoskeleton of presynaptic active zone; presynaptic membrane. The transcript has 6 exons. Gene Ontology annotation, biological process: regulation of membrane potential; positive regulation of synaptic transmission; calcium ion-regulated exocytosis of neurotransmitter. Gene Ontology annotation, molecular function: small GTPase binding; transmembrane transporter binding. The record is from RefSeq and is a predicted model, not a curated record. NCBI's taxonomy places the organism in Eukaryota, Metazoa, Chordata, Mammalia, Chiroptera, Pteropodidae.